AUGGAGGUCGACGACCCCCCUGCGGCCGACCCUCGACCGGGAACUCCGCACCUCUUCGACUCCUCGGAACCCCCUUCGGACCCUGCCACGCCUACUCCCUUCCCUCGAAGCUCCCUGAAACGUAGAGCAGUCUCUCCACCGAGCAAGCCACCUGCCACGGCGCCGGCAGCCUUUCCGGCCUCGACGCGCACCCUUUCCGUCCGCCAACAGGUCAGCGCAGCUGCGGACGACCAACUCCUCUUCCUGAGCGACUGGAAGCUAGCAACAACCUCCCUCGCCGAAGCGCUUGACUCGGCUAUCUCCUCCCUACAGGGCCGCCCACGCGAGCUCGCCAGCGCACUCGCAACGAAGUUCAUCUCCCUAGCCCGCCGCGAUCGAGCACCUCAGAUCCCGCAGGCCCAGCCCUGGGCCUCGAUAGCCAGUCCCGUGCCCGGCCAGGAAGCCUGGCAAACCACGGCGCCGAACCAACGUGACCGAACCCGGCAGCGGCAGCGCCAGACGAAAGAAAGCGACUCCCGCAUCUUCCUCCGACUCCCAAGCUCCUCCAGCUUACGGGAUAUUGGGCCCCAUGGCGUCCGAGUCACACUAGCAUGCAAAGUCCCCGGCGAAAUCACACGAGUACAAACUGUCCCUACAGGCUACGCUAUAUCCGCAACCAAAGAAGGCACGACCUUCCUACUCUCUUCCCAGGCUAAACAGCUAGCCGGGGACGGCUACUUCGAGGCCGCGACGGAAUACCACCAGGUCGUGGUCUCCCGUAUCCCACAGCGAAUCUGGACCCCCGAUAAUGGCUGGAUGCCCACUACAGUCAGCGAUAUUAGUGUAGAAGCGGAGCGAAUAACCGGCCAAAAGCCGCUCACGACUAAGCUCUCUAACCACCAGAUCCAAGCAGACUCUGUCACAGCGGUUAUAGCUUUCCCAAAGAAGCUCCGCUACAUGCUUCAGCUAUUCGGCGCCUCCGGCCUUUCUAGGCCUACUCGCCCAAAGCAACGGCCGCUACAGUGUACCCGCUGCCACAGCUUCCAUGACACGCGGGCCUGCCGCUCUAGCGAACGCUGCGUCUCCUGCGGAUCGUCCAAGCCAGAACAUACCUGCCGCGCGCAAUGCAUUAACUGCCAUGGACCGCAUGCUGCGGACUACCCAAAAUGCCCCGCUAGGCCCUAUACACAGAAAGGGGCUAUCGUCCGCCUCUCGAAAGCUGCCUUGACUGCCGGACCUCCCCGCGUUCCCCCUCCCACACCCCGAUUCGCCCGAUAUCGCAGCAGUCUGCAUAUCCGGACUCACAAUAAUCAACACUUACCGCCCCCCAAAGGAUCUAGUGGUCCCAAACACAUCCAGUUCAACACCAUCUACCCUCCACACGCUCCUGCAGUACUUCCCCCCCCGCAGAACACCAUCCUAGCCGGGGACUUCAACACCCACCACCCACUCUGGCAGCCGGAGACGGAGGCUCACAACACUACCCCAGGAGCAACAGCGCUUAUAGAGUGGCUGGAGGCCAACGGACUAGCCCUUUGCAUCGAGCCCGGCACCCCUACCCGCGGGCCAAACACCAUAGACCUCGUCUUCUCGGACAUCCCCACUGGCAGGAAACCCCCACCCCGCCGGAAGCUGGGCUCGACCGACUGGGAGAAGGCUAAGGCAUUACUCAACCUGCCGCAUAAGGACCUUCCUGUUGACGACAUAGCCGAAAAACUAGUCAACACCGUGCAAGAAGCCAUCCGAGGCGCAUCUAAAUAUAACACCCGCGGGCUCCCACGUACCCCUUGGUGGACGUCAGAGCUCACAGACCUGCUACGACAGACACGGCAGCAGCAGGCGCCCGACUACCUGCCACUUCGGAGAGCGGUUUCCCGCGCGAAGGCCAGCCACUGGAAGGAGCGGAUCGAGCACGCCACUUCACCCACAGACGCCUUCACACUCGCCAGAUUGCACAGGCGCGCAGACCAGCUCUCCGCUCCCCCUUUACAUAUCCGGAACGACCGGGUCACGACGCCACAGGGCAAGGCGGACACCUUCCUCACUCACCUCCUAGAGAAGGGAACCUCUCUCCCGCACCAGCAGGAGGAGGGUCCCCCGACUCAGCCCCGAGAUCCAAUCCUUACCCAUAGGGUGGAGAGAGCCUUCCAGCAGAAGAAGGUGGCCUCGUUACUACUACUGGACGUGAAAGGGGCCUUCGACGCGGUUGAUCACCAGCGGCUCCUAUCCCACCUACGCCUCCAGGGAUGGGACGAAGGCCUUACCUCUUGGAUACACGACUGGCUAUCCGACCGCUCCGUUUCGGUCCAGGUCGGAGACGCUACCGCCACCGCAAAAAUAAGAGGAGGCCUCCCACAGGGGUCCCCGCUGUCCCCAGUCCUCUUCCUCCUAUAUGCGGCGCAGAUAGUCUCCUCGCAAGAUAACUCCUUCUGCUACGCGGAUGACCUAGGGCUACUGUUCGUCGGGGACUCCCUCGAGGAGACAUCCCAGCAGCUAGUAGAAGUAUACAAAACGAUCACCCUAUCUGGAGCAGCAUCAGGUCUCCCAUUCUCCCUAGAGAAGACGGAGAUACAACAUUUCUCGAAGCAGCGGAAGCUGUCCGCGCCUACGGUCACUCUACCAGGGGUAGGCGAGAUUAAGCCAUCCCCAUAUACCCGUUGGUUAGGCAUCUUACUGGACAGCAAGCUCACCUACCGACCACACAUCAACUGGGUCUUCAGCCGGGGCAAGCAGCUCGCACUACAUCUCCGGAAACUCAGCAACACCCAGCGAGGAUGCCCGGUUGCCUCUAUGCGCGCAGCGGUCAUUCAGUGCGUGAUACCGACAGCGUUAUACGGCGCGGAGGUCUUCUACACCGGCCGAGGGCAGAAGGGCCUCAUCGACUCCCUACGCUCCCUACUCCGGCUCGCUGCUCUAGCCAUUCUUCCAGCUUACAGAACAACCCCUACCUCAGCGCUACUCCGCGAGGCAGACCUACCCUACCCGGAAGCCCUCCUCGACGGCGUCCUCCAAAGAGCAGCAGUCCGAUACGCGAGCCUAGACGCUAGGCACCCGAUCGCGAGAGUUACCAUCGAUGCAUACGAUACUAAAGGGACGAGACUCACCAGAAUCCUCCAACGCGUCCCAACGCCGGCACCGGAGAGAGCACGUGUAGAGUCACGUCUCCCACCGCUCCGCAUACUACCUACUACAGACGCAAACAAGGCCGCAUACGCACCAGCACCGCUACGGUUAACGGUCUACUCGGACGGCUCACGCACUGGCCAAGGGGCUGGGUACGGGUUCGUGGUCUACUACGGCUCUAUCCCUAUCACCCAAGGGUAUGGGCCAGCUGGCUCCCAGUCAGAGGUGUACGACGCCGAGAUUAUGGGCGCAGUAGAGGGCCUCCAGGCGGCUGUCAACCUACCCUGUGCAAGCUACUCCACCGGCCUCGUUGUCCUCCUCGAUAACCUCGCUGCCGCUAGCUUACUCGCGGACGGGAGGCCUGCGCCACACAGACGAAAACUCACGGACUUAUUCCAAAAGCUUACUACCCAGUGGGAAUCCGCUCCCUAUAUCCUCAGCACACCCCGCACGCCCGUGGAGGUGCGCUGGAUGCCAGGCCACUCUGGGAUAGCAGGGAACGAGACUGCCGAUGAGCUAGCAAAGAGGGGCGCAGCGUUAGACGGCUCCCAUAUUCCCCCUUCCCCAUCUUACCUUGUGCGCGAAGCAAAACAACAUAUCCGCACGGCAACGCGUGCCGCGUAUACCAGAGACGCACCUCAGGCAUACCGAGACCUAAAUAUCCAACCUCACACCAAGAGCAGCCGCGCUCGGGAACACAGGCUUCCCCGCGGGGUGCUCGGCCGGCUGCUAGCCGCACGGACUGGCCAUGGUGACUUCCAGGUAUACCACGAGAGGUUCCAUCACAGGGACUCCCUUACGACCUGCUCCUGCGGUAAGCCAAAAUCCCCCGUCCACUUCUUCUUCUGCCCGCCUGCGAGGAAACGCUGGAAGGAUCGAUGGAAAGGCCGAAAGGCCAGCCCAUCUGCAAGGAUAAACUGGAUACUGAGCACAGCUGCUGGGGCCGAGGAAUUCGGCCGUUUCGUGCAAGAAACGUUCUUCUUCAAGGACAUCUGCCCAAAUCGGGCACAAACAUGCGCCGCAUAG
Penicillium canescens is the source of this 4128-nucleotide messenger RNA. RefSeq lists its product as uncharacterized. The transcript has 5 exons. The coding region runs from base 1 to 4128 and encodes 1375 amino acids. Gene Ontology annotation, molecular function: nucleic acid binding; RNA-DNA hybrid ribonuclease activity. The record is from RefSeq and is a predicted model, not a curated record. Lineage: Eukaryota; Fungi; Ascomycota; Eurotiomycetes; Eurotiales; Aspergillaceae.